Molecule: messenger RNA, 1341 nt
Organism: Microthlaspi erraticum
Lineage: Eukaryota; Viridiplantae; Streptophyta; Magnoliopsida; Brassicales; Brassicaceae
Source: the annotation of a GenBank genome assembly
AUGGAGUCAAUUCCAGAUUCGUCAAUUUUGGCAAAAGAUUCAGAGAAAUCUCCUCUAGUUGCUGGAAAUAGCUCCGACAAUAGGAGUUCCCUCAACCCUGAUCCUCGUUGGCCAUACUUAAAUCGUUGGAAAGCACCAGAAGUUUCCAAAGCUUCGUCUUCCCCUGGAGAAAAAUCAUCUCCAGAAAUCUUAAUUCCACCGUUGUCUCCACCUUCAUCCUCACCACCAGCUACUUCUUUGGUUGUUAAUCUCCCUCUUAAUGGCUCUGUUUCAGAAAAGGAAGUUGUUUGUGCUGCAACAAAUCCAUUGAUUGAUUGUAAUCAAUCAAAAGUUGCUCAAUCCGAGUUAGCCAACAGUGGUAAGGAACUUGCGGAAAAGGACGUUGCUCAUGUUCCCAUUGAAUCUCCUUCUCUCAAAGGUGCCUGGGCUAAAAAAUUGGUUUUCUCUGGUCCCUCGAUUGCUCAAUCAACUAGAGUAGAUACAGAAAAGUGGCCUUCUUUAUCUGUCAGCAAGUCUAAUCGUAGACAACAAGCUCGUAGAUUUCAAGUUUCUCAAAGGUCAGAGGCAGUUGAAGAUGACAUUCGGUUUCCAUGGGCAGCCAAAAUGAAUCCAGCCUCCAGAAAUCUUUACAGGGCAACUGAGCCAGAGUAUCUAGAAGAUGGGACUCCAAAGGUAACCAUUCCUCAACAUGUCUUCUUACAAGGUUUAGAGAAUCAGAAAGAGUAUGUUUUAGGCCAGUUUUUUAGAUGCUCUCCUCUGCCUGGUGGUCUGAUUUAUGCAGUCUUCAAUAAGCUGUGGGGAAGAAACUGUAAGAUUACUGUUAGAAAGCUAGCAUCGUUAGCUAUCCCUGAGAUUAAAACCAUUCUAGUGUGGGUAACUUUAAAGAAAAUACCCAGCAUCUUAUACUCUAUUCCCGAAAUUAGUCAUAUAGCCUUAGGUCUUGGUGCUCCUAUGGUCACUCACAAACCAAGAUUAGAUCCUAUUAACAUGGGUGAAGCUAAGAUCUUGGUUGAGGUUGAGUUGAGUAAAGGUUUUCCACCUAGAAUCGCUGCUGAUGAUAAAAAGGGUUUUAUCUCCAUGGUUGAUGUGGAUUAUGCGUGGUUGCCUUCAAAAUGUGGUCAAAGCAUCGACUUAUCUCCUUCUAACAUUCCUGUCAAUGAUGGUAAUGAAUCAAACUUUGUUGAGCCAACUUCUACUAUCACUAUGGAUGAUCUCAUUUCGUUAGGUACUAUCUCAAUUCUUGAGAAUAUGUCUGCUUGUAGAGUACAUCAUUAUGCUCCUACUACCAUCAACAUUGCCGAAUCUAUUGAGACUCCUUCUGUGGAGUCUGCUCAGGUAUGA